AUGGAGCAGAGGCGUUGGAAGCAAGACCACAUUGCAUAUGCACUUGCAACGGACGGUGAUCGCUUCAGGUUCUUCCGUAUGACCAAGGAGGGCCGGUCGUCUAAAACAGGAUGCGGGGGUGGAAAUGACUAUGAAGAUGUUGUGUUGCUGCUCAUGUCGACAUUUGACGAUGCUUUGACUCCACCGGGCGCCAAAUUACUAUCCCCUACUGGACAUGCAGAGUUCACCGGUAAGAUUAUCGACGAAUUACCUUUGCCAAACCGAAGCCCAGAUCAAAAGCGGCGAAAUUACCCAAGUACCUAUGAGCCUGAUACUAACAAAGUUCCUGAAGACGAAGACUACUACAAGGAUAUCAAACGUAUGCGUGCAAUGGCUGUGCGAGUGGGGGUGACUGUCUACAUGGAUGUGUUACAGAAACUGCCGAACCGACUCAACCCCGAAGCAGAGAAGAACACCCUCAACCUACUUGUGGUGGUGAUAAACAAAUCAACGGAGAGCCUUUUCGAUUCGAUAGGCAAAGGCGAUUACGAACACCAAAUUCCUGAUCAUGAAAUAUCAUUGAUGACAGUUUUCGACGCUAAGCUGAAGAAAGUGCUGGAAGAGGCAGACUUUGUGGACUAUAAUGACAACGAAAAAGUGCUCAAGCGUGCAGUUCGGAAAGCAAUUCUGGAGUAA
This is a messenger RNA of Penicillium concentricum, 675 nucleotides long. RefSeq lists its product as uncharacterized. Bases 1 to 675 code for a protein of 224 amino acids. The transcript is spliced from 2 exons. NCBI's taxonomy places the organism in Eukaryota, Fungi, Ascomycota, Eurotiomycetes, Eurotiales, Aspergillaceae. The record is from RefSeq and is a predicted model, not a curated record.